Messenger RNA from Paramuricea clavata, 6009 nucleotides. The record is from the annotation of a GenBank genome assembly. Lineage: Eukaryota; Metazoa; Cnidaria; Anthozoa; Malacalcyonacea; Plexauridae.
AGGUGUCAGAUAUAAUGCACUCGCUGUUUGGAUGUUAUAAAGAGUCUACUCUACCACUAUUUGAAAGGUUGAUACACGACUUUCAUGCAUUACUGGUAAGUUUUUAUACGAAAUAACUAGACUCCUAUAACUAAUAAAUCGAAUCAGGGAUGGGGACCGAGCUUAUGGGUGGGUUUUGGGAUCUUGGAUUCUAGUUUUGUUAAACAACCAUUUUAGCUGCUGGUUUACUACCAUGUUCUUCACGAUAGUGCUUUGUGAAACCACCUAUAUUUGUGAAACCCACCUAUAUUUGUGAAACCCACCUAUAUAUUUGUGAAACCCACCUAUAUUUGUGAAACCCACCUAUAUUUGCGAAACCCACCUAUAUUUGCGAAACCCACCUAACCAAUUGUGUAACAUCUUUUAGCAUACGAAUUCAGCGACAGACAGACAAUGGUCAUUAUGUAUAUUCGAUGAUCUCAUAGAACAUGCUGGUCCUGUAAGUGAAUGUUUGGCUGCGUCUGACUGUUGACUGAUCAGUUGAUCGAUCGAUAAUUUUUUCCAGAUUCUACUGUAAAUCUAGGAAUUAUUAUUCUCCAUGUAUAAGAUCUUAUGUAUUCACAAAAUGCAUUAUUAUUUUGCCACUCCACUCGACUUCCAUAUAGUUUACAGUAUAUCUAGGUUACUCUAUAAAGCAUGUUGUUCAAAGGCCUGCAUGGGGAUCCCUUAUUGGACAUUCUCUGUGACCUGUCCUGGCUUAGUUCUCCAUCCGCGCGUUGUAACUCACUAAAAUAUUUGUAUUUAAUAAGUUAUUGGGAUUAUAUACGGUUGGAGUUGGGGUCAGGAUCAUAUUAUAUGAUUUAUUGAUAUAAAAAAUAACUUGCGUAACUUUACAAAGAAUGACUGACUGAGCAACAAAAAUUAUAUGUAACCAAUUUUGUUCCUAAAAUAGUUAUAACUAUUAUCUUAGGUAAUAAAUCUUAAUUGAAACAUCAACUAUGUACAUGUAGCUCAUAUGGUUUAUAGUCUGAAAUUGGAAAUAUUUUAAAAACGAUGAGUGAAAUUACAAACCUAGUAUUGUAAGUUAUCACAAUUGUUAGACGUUGAAACCAAUAGUCUUUAUGGGCGUAAAAUUUGCGUAUCGUUUAGAUGUUUUGGUAUAGGUUGAUGUUAGUUAUGGCUAUAUUUGAUUCAAUUUGUAGGUUUCGUUCAAAUAUAAAGACUAUUUCCUCAGACAGAUGUUGGAUUCUAUUGUACAUAGGACUACUGACGUAAGACAGGUGCGGAUUUUUUAUUUGAAAGAGGUAUCUAUAUUGACAGCAUCUCGUCACUCUAACUGCAGUCUUGUACCGUCUUCUUUGACAUCGCGUUUCAUUCAGUAUAUGAGUAGACCAUGCAGUGUGUUUUUUAAGGAGUACAUUUUUAUGGAUUCAUUUAAUAGACAGACCGGUUAUAUACCAAACUUUAUUUAAGACUAGAAAGCUUUCCGAUAUGCCAUGUAAAAAUAUGAUUGUAUUGUGGUUCACACCCAUAAAGAUUUAUAUAAACUUUUUAUCCAGGCUGCGUCGUAUGGUAUUGGUGUUAUGGCUCAAUUUGGCGGAAAAGAUUACGCUCCAACAUUUUUAGGUAAUUAUAAACAAGUAUACAGUACAAUAACUCAAUAAGCCGAAUUUAAAUGACAUAAACUAGCUAGCCUGAGUAAUUUACCUGGAUUAGUGAACGCUUUUAGCUGGUAGAGGACUGGAAAUUAUAGUUUAUAUACCGAAUAUCGUAAACAUACUCGUUUAUAUCAAUUCAGCAUCGAACAAUAACAAAGAAUAUCAGGUUAUAAGAAAGAAUAUCGAACCUUCCUUCAAUUGUUUCGUAAAUCACGUAGAGAUCUGAACUGCGAUGUUAUUGUUCUUUUAGAGGCUCUCCCACUUCUCAGCCAGGUGGUCAACGAUCCAUCAUCUAAAUUACCUGAAAAUAUCGACGCGACAGAAAACGCGAUUUCUGCUGUAACGAAAAUCUGUAAAUAUAACAGCGGUAAUAUUUCGGUGGACGACAUCAUACCUGUGUGGUUGUCAUGGUUACCUAUCAUAGAGGAUAAAGAAGAGGCACCACACGUGUAUGGCUAUCUAUGUGAUCUUAUACAGAGGUAUGAAAAAUGUUGCUGAAGCUUGUCAUGAAAGAUUUCUCCUAUUAUAUGCCUUAAAUUUAAACCAAAUAAGAUAUGUAUUUAAAGACAUUAUUAAAAGUUAAACUGGCCUAUUAAAAUUACUCGAACGAAGAUCAGUUCGUUCUACCCGUGCGCUAGUGGAAAGAAAUAUGCUAUGUCUAUGUGUUACUCUAUAACAGUUUGAAGUGUUAAACGUGUAUUCAAAAUAUUCGAAAUAACAACCUGGUUACCUACUUACCUGUCUAUUUCGGGUAAUUUUCACAAACGACGCGUAAAAACUGCUUACCUAUCGCCUGCUACAAGUUGAGAAAGUACCUAAACGAACACCUUAUUUUAUGGAGAUUGGAGAGAUGACUAUAAAAACCAUAAAUCUUCAACAGUAGUGAAAACGAUUUUCGAAUACUUCUUCCUUUUGUUAAACGGAGCUUCAAGGUCUCUUAGGUUGAAUAAUGAAGACGAGUAAGAAAUACACAACCUGUCAUGUACAGGUAAAACAUUAGGAAGAUUUCGAACCCUGAUUCAAUUCCAUUAAUAGGUUACUGCGUUAUUACAGUAUGCUGUCCGCAGUUCUUGCUUCCGUCUACAACUAAAAUCUGUAAAAUUUUACGGUUGUUGCCAUCUUUAAUGCCUUUGAUAUGCGUCACGUUUAUGCUCAAGCUUCUCUGAUAAGAAUACAUCUAUCUAAUACGAUGUAUGUAGGAUGUACGAUGAAGUUAAGACUAAAACAUUGAGACUCAUUGCAAGUGUACACAUAAGAAGACUUUCCUCCUUUUUUCUACUUUAGUAAUCAUCCGAUUGUCCUUGGAGAAAAUUACAGUAAUUUUUACAGAGUGCUGGGCAUAUUUGCGGUUGCUUUUAAAUCUGAUGUUUUAACAGACGAUGAUGAAAUAAAACAGAGAAUGAUAGUUAUUCUAAAACAGGCUCAGGUUAGUACUAAUCCAACUUAUAGUUCUUAUCGCACUGGAACCUAAAUCAGUUAUACCUGUAAUAUAGUCGGAAAUCCUUCAUCGCGGGAGAUUCAGGGUGCGGUAAUCCGCAUACUUACGUACGGAAAUACGCCCUGCAAUAUUACGGUCUGGUACUUCUUUUUCUAUACUCAGAGUACCAUAUAGGUAUACGCGGCAACUCGCUAUCUGCGUAUAUUUACAGCAAAUUUUCCAAGGUAUUCAAAGACGUAAUUAAGUAGCUAUAUGUGUAAAUCAUGGCAUGUCUUUGCAUGAACACACUUCGUCAUAAUGAAAAAUAAGUCCGGGUAAUAAAAACACCACGUAGAAACAGCAGCAAUCUUGUUUUUCUGGAACUUCUAAACUUUUCUGGACUAACUAAAUGAAACAAACGUCAUGGGAACAAAAGCAAUAAUGCCAAUAACGUUUCUUUCACUUGCUUAGCCCAGAGAACCGUCAAUGUUCUUCUGCAUCCAAUCCGGGAUGUUUUGUAGAGACUCGACUGUGAUUGUUCGCGUAAUUUUUGCCUCAAAUUCACAAUAAUAAUUAAGGAAUAAUCGAUUAUUAAAUUAAUACAUAAUUAUGACAAUUAAAUGGCUUAAAAAUUAGUUGUAUCGAGGUGAUUAAUCUUGGUUUUUAGGCUUCGCAAGAACUAUGGACAAGCUGUCUAUCAAAGUUGGAUGAAUCACAACAACAGAUACUUAUUAAAGUCGUCAAUGGACAGCUGUAGAUUUCGGCAUAAAGGUAAAAAAAAAAAUCCUGGCACGUGACUGUAACGUCUUACAGGGCUUGGGUGAACAUGGUGCACACGUGAGACGAUAUACAGUAAACAACGAAAAAAUAUGGAUGAUGAACACUAUAGCAUCAGGUCCAUGUAAUAAUAACAAAGCAUGCCCUGUAACACAAUAACACCAACCCGGAUGAGUGUCUAAAUAAGUAUACAUAAAACUGUGAUUGAGUUUUCAUCAGUAGCCACUCCAUGUUGAAUUCUCCAUGCAUUGUGAUCUGUUCAGGGGGCAUGCGUCAUAAUUUUCGGUCAGUUUUAGGCAGCAUAAACUUUUCAGUUUUACUGAAUUUGGCACGGCAGUCAAUUUAAUAGCAUAAUUUAUUUCGCAACAUAAAACGUGUUUGAGUGAAUCUCGAACUAAAUGCAAUAAAUACGACUACCUCGAAUUGCAAGGGGGGACCAGUUUCAACAGCUAGAAUAACAAAAAGCUAGAAAUAACAAAUAAAAUCGAGCACGAUUUUAAUCUUAUUCUUCAUUAUAUGCUGCACGUCCUAAAAUAGUUGAUAACUUAACACAACUUUCAAUUCCGGAUUCUUGCCCAAGCUGAGCACAAUGUAUCGGGGAUUCGAUUGAUCAUAUAGUGAAUUUCACGACUUGUAAUAAAGUUGGUUUUCUCGUUGACGUCACAUCAAACUGCCAAGGCUAUAAAGGUGUCUAUUUUACAUGUUUUGGUUUACAUCACUUAGUAAUCCCUAGUACAAUAUUUGAAUGGAUACAUCAGUAGUAUUACGGACGUGAUACUGCCGCCAUACUCAAUGAUAUUGUGGAUCAUUAUUCCACGUGCAAUUCCCUGCUAGGUGAUUGAUUAACCCUGAUUGCAACCUCUCUCCUCCGCAGAAGCUUACAUGAAGUUUCUAGUGAGGGAAAAGUGAGCGCGCAAGGAGUGAUGGGAAGAGCUAAAUAAAGGAAUCCUCUGCUACUUAAUGCAAUCAAUAUGGCGUCGUAUAUAAUCGUUUGGAGUUCGAUUCGAUAUUAACCUUCGAGGGUUAAACAUGUUUUCCACUUUCCUUUUCAGUCGUACUUGAGUCUCCUGGAAUGAAUCCAAUAUCUUCUUCUGUCCACUUGCACCGAAAAAUAUUGAGAAAUUGCAAAUGAAUAUAAAUGGAUAUGAGCCUCAUAUCAUGAGCUAUCUAAUUAUAAAUAUCCUCUAAAUUGCAACAUUUCGUUAUAAAAAUGACUCUACUGAACUUCGAUACUCAGAUUAUGAAGAUUUAUUUCAAUUUCUUCCACAUUUCUGUCGAUUUCAAGUUUAAAAAAAGGUCAAACAACUGGUUUGGUUCAAAAACCGUACUUCGUUGCAUUAUCUGGCAGAGCCUUUUCUGCUUCUAUUCAAUUUUUCCAUCACACCGCGCGCGCUCACUUUUAUUCCGGAAACUUCAUGUAAGUUAUUUGUAAAUACUUAAGGAGGCUCUGCGGAGGAGAGAGGAUUGCAACCGUAAAACCUCAGGUCUGCACGGCUGAAGCACCUUGACUUCCCAAUCCCUUAAAUCAUCAUUAAAGAAACUGUUCCGAAUUGUGUGCUACUUUAGCGGAAUUUCAUUACCGCAUAUCAAUAUACACAAGUUAGCUCUGUAGCUUCUUACUAUUUUUGUGACAAAAUGGGAAAACCAUCUUUGCAACAAGUUGAACGCCAUUGGUAGAUUAUAUCCACUUGAGUCGAUAAGACUGGCUUCCAUCUUGUCAUGUUUGGUGAUGAGAAAUAGUCUGCAUCUUUCAUGUGUUUUAUAGGAUGUUUGUAAAUCACAUUUUCUUCUAUAACAUCAGCAAUCUUAAAUGAUAUGGUCACAACUACCACGACCUAAUAGAAAGCAAACUUAUGAGCACAUUAACCAGAAAGGCUCGAAAGGAACUGUAUAUACCUCUGAGGCUUAUAAAGACAAAGCAGAAUUAUCUUUCAUAACAGUAAUUUUAACACGUUCUUACUGCUUUGAAUAAAUUAUGACUGACCUAUGACAUGGUGAAAAAAAAUGAGUUUUUUUAAAACCCUUGCGAUUUACCAAUGCUGAUGAGCAAAAACCUGAUAGCUCUGGGUACGAGAUUGGAUAGAGAUUGUACGUAAAUUAAUUAGGCUAAUCUUAUGAUUGAUGAUAUGAUGAGUGCAAAGUAUCAAGUUAUGUGGCAUAAAUCAUUGUCUGCUCAGC